Messenger RNA from Suncus etruscus (white-toothed pygmy shrew), 192 nucleotides. It is a transcript of the gene SMIM43, whose product is annotated as small integral membrane protein 43. Bases 1 to 192 code for a protein of 63 amino acids. Lineage: Eukaryota; Metazoa; Chordata; Mammalia; Eulipotyphla; Soricidae. The record is from RefSeq and is a predicted model, not a curated record. The transcript has a single exon.
AUGGAGUGGGAAUUCAACCUGCUGCUCUACCUGGCGCUCUUCUUCUUCCUGCUCUUCCUCCUCUUCCUCCUGCUCUUCGUGGUCAUCAAGCAGCUGACGAACUCCGUGGCCGGCACGGCCGGGGCCCUGCAGCCCGGGCGCCCCUCGCUGCACCGGGAGCCCUGGGGCUUCUCCCGGGAGCAGGCGGUGUGA